AUGAGGUACGUGAACAACCAGAGGGAAAGGUACCACUUCAAAUUCAAUGGGAUGCUCGGAGAGGAUGCGAAGCAGGAUCGGGUAUUUGAUGUGGUGGCCAAGGAUGUUGUAUUGGGAGCUCUCGAGGGCGUGAACGGUACUAUCUUCGCAUAUGGCCAGACAGGGUCUGGAAAGACGUUCACCAUCACCGGUGGGCCAGACAGAUAUUCUGAGAGGGGUCUCAUCCCGCGCUCAAUUUCGCUUAUUUUUGGCGAAGCUGAGAAACGCAGCGACCACACCUUCCUGAUCCACAUUUCGUACUCAGAAAUCUACAACGACGCCAUAUAUGACCUGCUGGAUCCUGACCGUGAGGUGGAGGAUUUGGAAGAUCUUCCCCGGGUGCGGGUGAGGGAGGACGAAGAAGGGAACGUGGUCAUGCAAAAUCUGAGGACAUGCAGAGCCAGCAACGAGGAGGACGCCUUAGCACUGUUGUUUCUUGGCGAUACAAACAGAACGAUCAGCGAAACUCCCAUGAACAUGGCCUCCAGCCGUUCUCACUGCAUAUUCAGCGUCAUCGUCGAGGCCAGGAAGAUUGGCGAAGACGUGGUGAGGAGGUCAAAAUUGAACCUGGUGGACCUGGCAGGAUCAGAAAGAGUGAAGAAAAUGGGAAUUGAUGGAAACACCCUGGUUGAGGCCAGGUACAUCAACCUUUCCCUGCACUUUCUGGAGCAAGUCAUUGUGGCCCUGCAGGAACGCAGCAUCGGUCACAGCAGGCCCCAUGUGCCCUACCGCAACUCCGCCAUGACGCUCGUGCUGAAAGACUCGCUUGGUGGAAACUGCAGAACAUCAAUGAUUGCAAACAUCACCUUCGAACAGAUGCACGUCGACGAGUCCAUUUCCACAUGCAAAUUCGCCCAGCGGGUGGCCAUGAUUGCCAACGAGGUGGUCGUCAACGAAGAGCUAGAUCCGCAGCUGGUGAUCAAGAGACUGAAGAAAGAAGUGCAUGACCUGAAAGAGGACCUCCGCAUGUUGAAGGGUGAAGAGGCGGAUCGCGGCCCUCUCACGGAAGAGGAGCGCGAACGCUUGGGCAAAGAUGUGGCUGAGUAUUGCGCAGAUACCUCGCCCGAGGCGACCCUUACCAUCACGGGCGGCAUGCUCUUUGUCAAUGCUGGUGGGGUCUUUGCUAAGUGCGACAAGGAUGUGCAAGAAUACAUCCAGAAACUCCGGCUUCAGAUUGAGCAACGAGACAAUGAAAUCAAUGUAUUGGUCGCCCUAUUGCAAAAGGAGAAGGGAAACAGAAUUGGGGAGGCCACGUUUUCGGACAACAGCAAGCAACCCCAGCCUGUCAACGAGCCGAAGCAGCCAAAGGCUGACAUGAACACAGCAGCCAACGGUGGUGCCAGCCAGUCGAACAAGGACCAUGCAGAUCUGACCAACGUGGAUGCUCUCGUCGAUCGAAACAAAUCGUUUGAGCUGUUUCGAAAGAGCUACAGGAGAAAUCAAGCAAUUGAAGACAACAAAACGACCCUGAGGGACAAGUACGAAGCUGCGAAGGCAAAAGGAAAACAACUGAAUGAAGCAAAGGAGAAGAUCAACCAGUUGAAGGCGAUGAUUGAACAGAUCCGCAUUAAGAGAUCUGUGGCCCGCAUCGUCGAUCGUUCGAUGGAGGAUGAGCCAAUCGAGACAGAUCCAGAGGAGAUAAAGGCCAAGGCUGCUCUGGAAAAGGAGAAAUCCAAGUACAAAGAGGCCUUCUAUGCGCUGCGCGAGCUCAAGAAGGAGAUCGAGCACUUGCAAAUGCUGCUUGAGCAAAGUAGAGUCAGGCUACAGAAAGACUUCGAGCUUUGGUUGCGGUUGACGGCAAGGCAGCAGCAGGAGAGCCGUGUGCUCCAUCCCCAUGAUGACAACUCGGCAGCAGAUGCUGAGCCCAGCACAGCCCUGAGCGUCGAUUGCAGUCAACAAACUAACACCAAUGCACAACGCAAAGUUGCGUGGGCAGAAAAUGAGCGCCCAGGCGCAACACAGGACAGCCAAAAAAACGCUUUGGGCAUCUCAAAUGCCUAUCUUCAGCAUCUAGGCCUCUCAGAUGUCGACUUAAAGGCAGUAGAGGCUGCAAGGCCAUUCCUGACAGGAAAUUCUGAAGCGGACAGGGAUAUCAUAAAGUUCUACGAAGCAAGGGCCAAGCUCCUGAAGGCUUAUCCUCAAUAG
Molecule: messenger RNA, 2184 nt
Organism: Ostreobium quekettii
Lineage: Eukaryota; Viridiplantae; Chlorophyta; Ulvophyceae; Bryopsidales; Ostreobiaceae
Source: the annotation of a GenBank genome assembly